AUGGGUAACUAGUAAGUAGUAAGUUGACAAAUGGAAUUAGGAAGAAAACACAUUCUUCCCCAUGUUAGUGUCGGAUGUUUAUUCAAUACUUCCAAAUUUCACAGAGUGUCCCAUUACCUUCUUCAAGAUCUCAACCCCCUGCUUUUUUAAAUUAAAAACAGAGAAUUAUUAAUCUUCCCCAUGUUAUCUGCUUAACUGCUACUGCUUACAUAUAAUUUUAUCACCACUUCACUUCCACUCACCUUCUCUAUCCAGAUCCAAAAUGAUCGAAAUUUAACCCAACUCUUCAAGAAACAGAGCCACCACCGCCAUGUCGAAACCCCAUUUUUGGUUCUUCUUCUUCUUGUUCUGUUGUUCCUCGGUGUUUUCAAAGGUCGUAGAGGAGAACGAUCAAGCAUCGAUCCUGUUGACAAUCAAAUCACACCUUAUUGAUCCUCUCGAUCAGCUAAAAGAUUGGAAGAUCUCUGAAGAACCCAAUGGCCAUUGUAACUGGACCGGAAUUGAGUGUAAUUCCAAUGGAAGAAUCGAAAAGCUUGAUCUUUCACGUCGGAAUAUCAGUGGACUCGUCUCUGAUGACAUUCAACUUCUCCGGAGUCUCACUUCCAUCAAUUUAUGCUGCAAUGGGUUCUCAUCUGCAUUGCCCAGAUCACUUUCGAAUCUUACACUGCUAGAAACUGUUGAUGUGAGUCAGAAUUACUUCAUUGAUUCCUUCCCGAAAGGUUUAGGAAUGGCGAUCGGAUUGACAUUACUCAAUGCCUCCAGCAACAAUUUCUCAGGCGAUAUCCCAGAUCUUGGGAACAAUACCAGGCUGGAAACGUUGGAUUUGAGAGGGAAUUUCUUCGUUGGUUCGAUUCCGGUGUCGUUCAAGAAUCUGAGAAAGUUAAACUUUCUCGGGCUCUCGGGGAAUAAUCUAACUGGGUCAAUUCCAAAGGUAAUUGGAGAGCUUUCAUCUCUGGAGAGUAUCGUUAUUGGGUACAAUGAGUUUGUGGGUGGAAUUCCGUCGGAAUUCGGGAACUUGACGAACCUGAAGUAUUUUGAUUUGGCAUACGGGAAUCUCGACGGUUUGAUUCCCCCAGAAUUGGGGAAUCUGAAGGGGUUAGAAGCAAUGUUCUUGUAUAAAAACAAAUUCACAGGAAAGAUCCCUUCCGAGAUCGGGAAGUUGACUUCCCUUACUCAGUUGGAUCUCUCUGAUAACAUGUUAUCAGGAGAGAUCCCAGCUGAGAUAUCAGCAUUGAAGAGCUUACAGCUCUUCAAUGUGAUGUCAAAUAGACUCACGGGUUCGAUUCCGCCAGGAAUCGGUAGCCUAACUCAAUUGGGCGUCCUCGAGUUAUGGAACAAUUCCUUUUCCGGUUCUCUACCGGAUGAUCUCGGCUUGAAUUCCCCUCUGGAAUGGGUUGAUGUAUCAUCGAAUUCAUUCACCGGACGGAUUCCGGAAAACUUAUGUCAUCAAGGUAAUCUCACGAAAUUAAUUCUAUUCAACAAUGCCUUUUCGGGUCCGAUUCCGGUCGGUUUGUCGACUUGUAACUCAUUGGUUCGUGUUCGUAUGCAAAACAACUUCCUUUCCGGGGUAAUUCCGGUUGGAUUUGGUAGUCUUGAGAAGCUUCAAAGACUGGAAUUGGCAGACAACAAUCUAACCGGUCAAAUUCCAAACGACAUUUCAUUGUCAACUUCCCUUUCUUUCAUAGAUCUUUCACGAAAUCGACUUCAAUCAACACUUCCGUCCUCGAUUCUCUCCAUUCCCAAUCUUCAAAACUUUCUGGUCUCUGAAAACAGUUUCACUGGGAAAAUCCCAAAUCAAUUCCAGGAUUGCCCUUCACUUUCGAUUCUUGAUCUUUCUUCCAACCAGUUCACUGGAACUGUUCCUGCAAGUAUUGCUUCCUGCCAGAAGUUGGUGUCCUUGAAUCUCCGGAAUAACCAACUCACCGGAGAAAUCCCGGUUCCAAUUUCUAUGAUGGGCACGCUCGCCGUUCUUGAUCUGUCCAACAAUUCAUUGACAGGUGGCAUCCCAGAAAACUUCGGGAAUUCUCCGGCAUUGGAAUCGCUUAAUGUAUCUUACAACAGACUUCAAGGCCCAGUUCCGAUGAACGGAAUGCUCAGGACAAUAAACCCCAGUGAUCUCGUUGGAAACAGUGAUCUAUGUGGUAACGUGCUGCCACCAUGCACCGGUGCUAUGGCUAAAGCUUCAAAACACAAAGGCUUGCACACGAAGCACGUGAUCGCCGGUUGGGUGAUCGGAAUGUCGGUGGUGUUAGCUGUUUUUUUGGCCGCAUUCGCCGGAAAAGCUCUGUACAGUAAAUGGUACACGAAUGGAAGCUGUUUCGAGGACAGAUCCGAGAUGGGAAAAGGAGAAUGGCCAUGGCGGCUUAUGGCGUUUCAGAAACUCAAUUUCAACAGCAAUGACAUCCUGAAUUGCAUAAAGGAAGCGAACGUGAUCGGAAUGGGAGCCACCGGAGUGGUCUACAAAGCAGACAUUCAACGAACGAACACAGUCGUGGCGGUCAAAAAGCUUUGGAGCACGAAGAACGACAUCGAGUUGGGAAGCAGCGCUGGUGAUUUCGUCGGAGAAGUGAACGUCCUGGGAAAACUCCGGCACCGGAAUAUCGUCAGAUUGUUAGGGUUUCUCCAUAACGACAAAAACGCGAUGAUUGUUUAUGAGUACAUGACAAACGGGAGUCUCGGCGAAGCGCUACAUGGACAAGCAAGGCUGUUGGUGGAUUGGGUUUCGCGGUAUAACAUUGCCGUCGGAGUUGCUCAGGGGCUGGCUUAUCUCCACCACGACUGUCACCCGCCGGUGAUCCACCGUGAUGUAAAGCCGAAUAACAUUUUACUCGACGGAAAUCUGGACGCCCGGAUUGCUGAUUUCGGGCUGGCAAGGAUGAUGGUAAAGAAGAACGAAACAGUAACAAUGGUUGCCGGAUCUUAUGGUUACAUCGCUCCCGAAUACGGUUACACAUUAAAGGUCGACGAGAAAAGCGAUAUAUACAGUUACGGGGUGGUUCUGAUGGAACUUGUCACCGGAAAACGGCCGAUAGAAGCCGAAUUCGGAGAUUCAGUCGACAUCGUUGAAUGGGUUAGAAGAAAAAUACGAGAAAACAAAUCGUUAACAGAAGUAGUCGAUCUGAAUGUAGGAAACUGCAAACAUGUAGAAGAAGAGAUGGUUUUAGUCCUCCGAAUAGCCCUAAUAUGCACGGCAAAGCUUCCGAAGGAUCGACCCUCCAUGCGGGACGUCAUAAGCAUGCUCGAGGAGGCCAGACCUCGGAGAAAAAGUAACAGUAAUACUAAUACCAUUAAUGGCGGAUUGAGUUCUGCAAAUAGUGAUAAAGAUAAAGAUAGACCGGUGUUUAGCCCGUCGCCUGUAAACGGCCUUUUGUAAGAAGAUGUUCCGUGACGGGUUCGAAUCACGUGGACGGUUAACAAGAGUUAUGUUAAUUUUGUGUAGAGAUUAUUAUUCACAUUUUGUAAGUUUAUUGAGUCUGUUAAUUAUGUGUAGAAGUAUGUUGUUGAUUCUUAUUGAAAAUAAUGUAAACAUAACACUCAUUCUUAUCGUUAAAUGAGUUCCGACUUUAA
Molecule: messenger RNA, 3567 nt
Organism: Lactuca virosa
Lineage: Eukaryota; Viridiplantae; Streptophyta; Magnoliopsida; Asterales; Asteraceae
Source: the annotation of a GenBank genome assembly